This is a messenger RNA of Myotis lucifugus (little brown bat), 2870 nucleotides long. RefSeq names its product protein O-glucosyltransferase 1 (gene POGLUT1). Gene Ontology annotation, biological process: protein O-linked glycosylation; positive regulation of Notch signaling pathway. The record is from RefSeq and is a predicted model, not a curated record. Gene Ontology annotation, molecular function: UDP-glucosyltransferase activity; UDP-xylosyltransferase activity. Gene Ontology annotation, cellular component: endomembrane system. NCBI's taxonomy places the organism in Eukaryota, Metazoa, Chordata, Mammalia, Chiroptera, Vespertilionidae. Bases 2 to 880 code for a protein of 292 amino acids. The transcript is spliced from 8 exons.
UAUGGUAUUUCUGUUUGACAGAUGCAGUGGUGUGGAACACUUUAUUUUGGAAGUUAUCGGGCACCUUCCUGACAUGGAGAUGGUGAUCAAUGUACGAGAUUAUCCUCAGGUUCCUAAAUGGAUGGAGCCUGCCAUUCCAGUCUUCUCCUUCAGCAAGACAUCAGAGUACCAUGAUAUCAUGUAUCCUGCUUGGACCUUUUGGGAAGGGGGACCCGCUGUUUGGCCAAUUUAUCCUACGGGUCUUGGACGGUGGGACCUCUUCAGAGAAGAUCUGGUAAGGUCAGCAGCACAGUGGCCAUGGAAAAAGAAAAACUCCACAGCAUAUUUCCGAGGAUCGAGGACAAGUCCAGAACGAGAUCCUCUCAUUCUUCUAUCUCGGAAAAAUCCAAAACUUGUUGAUGCAGAGUACACCAAAAACCAGGCCUGGAAGUCUAUGAAAGAUACCCUGGGAAAGCCAGCUGCUAAAGAUGUCCAUCUUGUGGAUCACUGCAAAUACAAGUAUCUGUUUAAUUUUCGAGGUGUAGCUGCAAGUUUCCGGUUCAAGCACCUCUUUCUGUGUGGUUCACUGGUUUUCCACGUUGGUGACGAGUGGCUGGAAUUCUUCUAUCCACAGCUGAAGCCGUGGGUUCACUAUAUCCCAGUCAAAACAGAUCUCUCCAAUGUCCAGGAACUAUUGCAUUUUGUAAAAGCAAAUGAUGACAUAGCUCAAGAAAUCGCUGAAAGAGGAAGCCAUUUUAUUAUGAACCACUUGAGGAUGGAUGACAUCACCUGUUACUGGGAGAACCUGUUGACUGAAUACUCUAAAUUCCUGUCCUAUAAUGUAACAAGAAGAAAAGGCUAUGAUCAGAUUAUUCCCAAAAUUUUGAAAACUGAACUCUAAUAGCCAUCAUCGGAUCAAGUCCUCUCUAGGGCAGCAGAUCUGAGAUAUCCUGUGGUGGGAAGCUUACCAUGAAUGUAGUACCUAUACCUUGAAUACUGUUACCAAGACAAAUAUCUUGUUUUCCUUGUCAUGCUGCACCCAGAGCAAGUCUCGAGAAAGAUCCAAAAUGUGUAUAACACAGAUAUGAAGCAGUUCAACGCUUUGGCUGAACAAGGACCAGAAAUCAUGAUAUUGGGUUUUGUACCCGAUUCUACCUUUCAUUUUCUUAGGACCAAUCACAGCUUGUGCCUCAGGUCAUCCACAUCUCUAUGUACAUCACUGUGAACCUGACUGUGUCCAUGGGAUGAUGUUCUUUGUGCCACAGUUUGGAGCAGAAACUCAAUCAUUUGGAACUAGUACAACUCAUCGCCGCAAUUCUGCAGUUACUCUAGGCUUGAACUUUGAUGCUAUAUUUUAAUGUAGGAAGCUCAGUCUUUAGGGUUUGUGAAAAGCACUUGGGGAUUAUUUUUUGAAAGGUCUAAGGAAGCAGUAGUUGUGCCAUGCACUGACACAGGAGUCCCCUUCUGUAAAAGCAUUAAUUCUUUGGUACUCAGGAGGUUUCUAUAAUGCCAUAUAGAAAGGGACCAGUUGCAUGAGUAAUUGCAAUUGGAUCUCAAGUUCCUUUUGUGCCUUCAUACCCUUCUUUUUAUGGUCUCUAAAAAAAAAAAUACAUAAACCUCUUAAUCAAGUUAGGAAGGAGUCCUCACUCUUUGAAGGAACUGUGCAUAGGACAGCAACUCUUCACUCUUUGCCCAUCCCUAAUAUUUUUCCUCCUUCAAUUGGCAGCAGUCCACAUUCUCACUGUCUUGCAGGAUCUGCUUUUCCCCUUUUUUACUAUUAAAUACUAGUUUAAUCUCUCAGGAUGUUCUUGCUAACAGUCAAAAAUGAAGAAAAAUUGUUAGCUUGAAACUCAUAUAGUCUGAUGACUUAGAACCAUCCUUGUCCCUUAAGCCCAACCUUUCUGCAGAGGAAUCAGUUCUUUCCCUCUGACUCCUAAGAACAGAUUGGUAUAAAUUGGUUUCAAAAUUAGUAAAUGUGAGAUUCAGUCAUAUAAAAUCAGGAUUUUAUUCUCUUUGUGAGAAAUGGCCUUUUAAACUUCCUUCCACAAAAAUUUAAGCAUAAAGACCUUCUUAGAGGAGUUAAAUAUCACUGGUAAGACCAUUGUGUGGAAUAAGCCAGACAUUUAAAGUUGAACUUUUUUAGCAUGAAAAAUUAAUGGGGAUUGUGUCCUUAGGUGCUAUUAGUGUAGUGAUAAGAGCUCCAGAUUUAUGAGUUAUAUAUAUUAUGGUUUUGCCUUGUCCGUAUGAGGUCCUAAUAGAUGUCAUUAUUUCGUAUUUUACUUUUUCUCUCACUAAACUAGGAACAAAAUUUUCUGUCCUUUGGAUUAGGAGCUGAAAGUACAUUUUUCUGGGAGUGUUUCCCUUUUGCUUCAAGUUCUAGCUCAAGCAUCACCUUUUCUCUGAAGCCUUUCUUUCAUUCCUCUAGGCAGUUAGAGGCAAUAUUUUGCUCAUGCCUGUAUUAUGACAUCACAUUGUACUGUAGUUAUUUGACUGCUGUUCUGCGAGCUUCCUGAUGGGUGGGAAUCAUGUUUUACUCAUCUUGAUGUCUCCAUUAUCCAGUACAGUGAGUGCCUCACACAGAGUAGACCCUGAAGUAUUUUUGGAACGGUGACUCAGUGAAUGGGUGUAUGGAUGGAGACAGUUGGCUUAACUAGAUCCUAUCUACAGAUUGCCUGGCCAUUGGCUCCAAAGGGGGACUGUGUGAGACUAACAGUUGGAACAAUGCAAAUUGCCAUCUGCCCUUUGCAAAGUCAAUCAGGGCAUCUUUGUAUUUAAAUACAGCAAAUGUUACUCGGUUUUUAUACUUACCUGUUUACCUCAGUGUAGAUGGUAUGAGGAUGGUGUGUAACAAUAUGUAAAAUGUAUGUUUUUGAAAAUAAUUUUUAUCCCUA